CUGAAUCAUUACUUUGAAACGACCAUUACAGUUUUUUGUUGGCAUUUUAUAUUUAUUUUUGCAAGAAUUUAUUUAAUUUUUUUAUUUUUUAUUGACUUAAGGACUAAAAAUCUGGACAACACUUACUUAUAAAAGCUUGUUAUGGACGACUUUAAUAAAGAAUUUUCUUUAACUGCAUUAAAACAUCAAUUUGACGAGUCUGAUUUGCAUUCAAUGAGUUUAGAUGAAUUAAAAAAUAUGCGUCAAAAAGUUGAAGAUAAAGUUCAAAACCUUCAAAGUGAAUUGAGUGAUCUUGCAUUCCAUAAUUACCGAACUUAUGUUGAUGUUAGCACAACUGCUGAAUAUUGCCGAGAAAAGUUUCUCCAAAUGGACAUUUUAAUGCGACAGUCAAGUUCCUCUUUUCCAGCUCUCGAAGAACAAAUUGAUCAAUUCAAAAAUCAAUCAACCCAAUUAUUUAAUGAAUUUAAACUUUUGAGUGAUGUGGAGUCCACAAACUUUUUAAUUUGGGAAAUAAUUAGACUUCCAAAGUUAAUGGAAAAAUGUAUUCGUGCUGGACAUUUUGAUCAAGCUUAUUCAAUUACAAAUUUUGCUUUGUCGAUUAAACAAUCUAAACUUAAUGUUAUCGAUUAUUUACUUGAAGCACGACAUAGUCUUUUGGAUGAACUUUUUAACAAAUUUUCUGGCCCUCUCAAUUUGGCAAGUAGUAUUCAGAUUAUAAAUAAUAUAAGAAAGAUUCCUUACAUUUCCAAAACUCAAUUGCGUAUUUCAAUUCUUCAAUAUAGAGAUAUUUAUUUGGAAAAGAAAGUUUCUUCUAUUAUGUCUGAACCUGAUUUUAUUUUGCGAGUUAUAGAAGUAUAUAGAGAAUGUAUGUAUGACACAAUAAUCCUUUAUUUGGCUGUUUUUCCCGAAACUGACACUCAACAACGAUUUGUAAAUGAGGAUACUCGUUGGGAAAGAUGGACAGGAAGUUCUCAAAAUUAUUUGCUUCAAUGUUGGGCUCAAAAAAAUAUUGAAAGAUUAUUAAAUUAUGUGCAAUGUUUUGAUUAUACUUCUUUGUUGGAUAUUGAAAUGGUUGUUUCGAAGUUGAUGAGUUGUGCUUUUUCUUUUGGACGAAUGGGACUUGAUUUCCGUUCUUUAAUUCAUUACAAAUUUUCGCAAAUGGUUCUUAAUAUUUUUCAGAAUAAAAUAGAAGCGGCAACAAAAAGUUUUACUUCAAAGGAGAAAAUUGAUCUUAUUGAUGAUGGAAUUUUUGAAAACACUCAAUCUGAAUUAAAAAAAGAAAUUAAUCGUGUUGAUUUAUCAGCUCCAUUAGAAUUAUGUAUUUGGGAUGAAUUGUGUAUUUUUGGAAAUUCUAUAAUUAAUGCAUUAAAUGAAAUUAGACAUUCUAUAUAUAUUAAUUCGAUUCGUCGUGUUUUCAAUAUUUUACAUUUUUCUUUUCAAAAUAUUUUUGCUUGGUUGGACUCUUUCCUUUCAAAUCAAGAAAAUAUUUUUAUUGUCAAAAGGGCUACUUUCCUUUUAAUUAAACAAUUUUUGCCUUUCAUAAAUUGUUGCUUCUUUUCUUGUUUUCCUUAUGAACAAUGUGCUAAAAAAUAUUUUAUUACUGGAAAUUGUUCUUUAAAUGAAUAUGAAGAAACAAUUAAUACAAAGAAUGAAGGAAAUGAUGAACGUUUAGAAAUUGAGGGAGAAGAGAAGGAAGAAAAUAAAGAAAUUCUGAAAAUUGAAGACGAGAAGGAAGAAGGAAAUGAAGAAAUUUUAGGAGGUGAAGAGGUAAGGAAGGAAGGAAAUAAUGAACUUUUAGAAGUUGAAGAGGAAGGGAAGGAAGAAAAUUUGCAAGAAAAUAUUGAAAUGUCUUUAGCUACAAAACUGCGUCGUAUUAGAAAGAAACCUCCAGAUGGAUGGGAUUUGAUCGAACCAACACUUGAAGAAUUUGAAGCAAAAAUGCGUGAAGCAGAGACUGAACCACAUGAGGGCAAAAGACGAACAGAAACUGUUUGGCCUGUUUUUCGAAUUCAUCAUCAACGUUCAAGAUAUAUUUUUAAUUUAUUUUAUAAAGAAGAAAAAAUAUCAAAAGAACUUUACCAAUUUUGUAUUGAUGCAAAGCUUGUCGAUGCUCUCUUGGCUGCAAAAUGGAAGAAACAAGGAUUUGAGAAUUUGUGUUGUUUAAGAUGUAUUCAGACGAGAGAUACCAAUUUUGGGACAAAUUGUAUAUGUCGAGUUCCGAAAUCUAAACUUGACGCGGUUUGA
Meloidogyne enterolobii is the source of this 2244-nucleotide messenger RNA. NCBI's taxonomy places the organism in Eukaryota, Metazoa, Nematoda, Chromadorea, Rhabditida, Meloidogynidae. The record is from the annotation of a GenBank genome assembly.